Molecule: messenger RNA, 1800 nt
Organism: Styela clava
Lineage: Eukaryota; Metazoa; Chordata; Ascidiacea; Stolidobranchia; Styelidae
Source: RefSeq, a predicted model, not a curated record
AUGCCUGGCGCAAAGAAAGCGGUCUCUCUUUCAGAUGAUAAAACGAAACAUUUAAUGCAAUAUGCAAUGAAAUUUUUACACAAAGCGAUAAGUAUAUACAACUUAGUCCUUCGGGGUGCCGAAAGUCAAACAGAAACCACUCUCAAUGAUAGUAUAAAGAGAAGCCAGAUUUUGAAAGAGUUUUCUUCUCCAUAUUUGUCACAAAAUUUCGUUCCUGACAUGUUAAAAACAUACAAUCGUCGAGUUCGUCAGAGGCAAGCUCAAACACGUGCUGAAGAAACACGAGCCCGACUUUGGCACGAGAAACGUAAAGAGAAAGAUGCACUUCUGGCUGAAAUUUUACACAACAAAUUAAAACUCCAAGAAAAAAAGAUUAUCGAACAACCCACACUUCCUGAGCUGACUUCCGACAUGAGCGAACACAUAAACAAAGCACUAGUUCCAUAUCCUCCAAAUCAAGUCCUUUCUGAGUGUUUCAACAUUUCAAUAACCCGCGAGCACAUGUCGACUUUGUUCGGUCUAAAUUGGCUUAAUGAUGAAAUUAUAAAUUUUUAUAUGGAAUUGAUUGUUCAGCGCUCUAAAGAUGUAAAAGAUUACCCCGCAGUACAUUCCAUGAAUACAUUCUUUUAUCCUCGAUUGAGUACACAAUCUUAUACAUCAGUACGUCGGUGGACAAAAAAAGUUGAUAUAUUUUCCAAAGACAUCGUUCUGUAUCCAAUACAUCUUGGCGUGCAUUGGUGUCUAGCUGUCGUUGAUUUCAUAUCGAAACAAAUAAGAUAUUAUGAUUCAAUGGGUGGAGCCAAUCGGGAAUGCCUUGAAAUCCUAAAAAAUUAUCUUCUUUGUGAGCACAAGAAUAAAAAAGGAUCAGAGAUCAAUCUUUCUGACUGGCAACUGUUGUCAAUGUCUGAUAUACCGCAACAAAUGAAUGGAUCAGAUUGUGGAGUCUUUGCUUGCAAAUUUGCAGAGUAUAUUACUUCUAAAUCAGACUUAACAUUUUCCCAGCGAGAUAUGCCUUACUUUCGGCGAGCCAUGGUAUGGGAAAUUAUCAACAAAAAACUUCUACGGUGAUAUGACAUUGUACUAAUAUAUUUAUAUCAUUUUCGGAUCUUGUUUACUUUGGUAACCUUUGUUAAAUAUUAUUAUCUGCUUCCCAUCCAUUAUGAUAUCAUUAUUCUGGCUACCAUGCUCCAUUGAUAUAUAUAUAUUUUCAUUAUUGGGGGGUUGUGUUUCGAAAUUUAGAGGGUGGUAAAUAUUUUGCCAAUAGCGAUGAAACUAUUUGCAACUUAUAAAAAUGUGUUAUGUAUAUGACAGACCAUCUACUCUACACUGAUAAAUAUACCAUUUUCUGAAUAUUCAAAGACAAUUUUACCGAAGUUAGGUAUUGAAGUCUGGCAUCACAUCUGGGGAAUGUAGGACAAUCACUAGGGUUGCCUAUUUGGGAAGCUAAAAAACAUAAACGAAAGCUGUCAAUGAUAAAAGCUAAUCAAAUAAAUCAUAUCUUAUUCACUUCUAAUACGAGGAAGAACAAUCUACUUGCGAGCAUUGAUAUGAGGAAUACAGUCAUGUUUCGCUGACGUAUAAUACUCACAUAUACGUACUGACUUACGUGAUAUUGAUGAAAUCCAAAUUUCAAAAUGCAAGUAGUGUGGGUACAUGUACUCGAAAUGCUGAUUGCAUUCGCAAAUUAUCAAAAACAACAGUAAAGUCUGUGAAAAAGAAUCUCUGUGGUAAAUAAUAUGUCGAACUAUCGAUUUCUUGUAAAAUUUAAAAAAAAAAAAAAUUUAAAAAAAAAAUAAAAUU